UCUUCAUCACACUCUUUCCUUCUACCACAUUUCUUUCAUCUAACAAACUUAAGCUUUGCAAAAUCGAAUCAUGUCUUUGUUAACUAUGGGCGAUGAACACAGAGGCACAAUCGAGAAUAUCUCGACAUUUGAUCCGAAGCGGUUUAGAUGUCGUGUACAUGAAUAUGUACCCCACGAUCCUUUAAUAGAACCAUAUAUUAGAGGAUGUGGAUUUGGAAAUCUCCUAAACAUUGUUUCGUACUCGGUGGACUACAAGUUCAUCCUAGCUUUGUUGGAGAGGUGGAGACCCGAGACCCACACAUUUCACCUUCCGAUUGGUGAGUGUACCGUCACACUUGAGGACGUGUACAUGUUGUUGGGCCUUCGUAUAGAUGGAAAGGCAGUCAAUGGGAAAGUUAACCAUGUCAACGACAUAUGCAAUGAAUUACUGGGUGCCCCUUUGUUAGACGACGAACCUGAGGGAGACACAUCCAGUCAAGCAAGGGGGCAAGGUAUAAAUUUAAAAUACCUUAGACAAUAUUAUAACAGUAUAAAGCACGUUCCUGAUGCUAGAAGAAGGAAGCUUGAUGACAAGAGUGGAGCUAUUAUUCUGGUAGGAUAUCAUAAAAUGGGUGCAUACAGGUUGUUCAAUCCAAUUAAUAAGAAGAUGGUGAUGAGUCGAGAUAUUGUGAUUAAUGAAAAUUCUGCUUGGGAUUGGAAUUAUAUUGAUGUAAUUGGCAAGCCAUUGAUAAGCUGUGAUUUUGAUGAAGCAAGUAAUGAUGUCUAA
Messenger RNA from Lathyrus oleraceus (garden pea), 766 nucleotides. RefSeq names its product serine/threonine-protein phosphatase 7 long form homolog. Lineage: Eukaryota; Viridiplantae; Streptophyta; Magnoliopsida; Fabales; Fabaceae. Gene Ontology annotation, biological process: meristem development; meristem maintenance. The record is from RefSeq and is a predicted model, not a curated record. The transcript is spliced from 3 exons. Bases 71 to 766 code for a protein of 231 amino acids.